GCCCGGGCAGGGGGUGAGAAGGCUCAAUCUAAACACGGCAGUCCGCUGCUUCUCCUCCUCGUACCAUGAGCUGAAUCUGUCCGUGGACUCACCAGGGGGAAGAUGGCGGCCACUGACCAUUCCCGGUCCGAAGCUGCCAAACAGCGACGGCAGGAUCAGCUCCAGCGAUGGCUGGGCUCGGAAACGGACCGGACGGGGUCGGACACUCGGAAAACCACGGGCGGUUCUGGGACGCGGCGCGCGAAGGUGCAGUUCGCGCAGGGAGCUGUGUUUAUGGCCGCCUGCUCCGCCGGGGACCGGGAGGAGGUGGCGGCGCUACUCCGACAAGGAGCUGACAUCAACCACGCCAACGUAGACGGGCUGACAGCGCUUCACCAGGCAUGCAUUGAUGAAAACGCAGAGAUGGUGCAGUUUCUAGUGGAAAACGGGAGCGACGUCAACAGAGGGGACAAUGAGGGCUGGACUCCUCUGCACGCAGCAGCUUCCUGCGGCUUCAUCCAGAUCACCAAGUACCUGAUAGAGCACGGUGCUAAUGUUGGGGCUGUCAACAGCGAAGGAGAGCUUCCUCUGGAUGUGGCCAACGAAGACGUAAUGGAGAGGCUUCUCAGAGCUGAAAUCAAAAAACAAGGGAUAGAUGUGGAUAAAGCCCGGAAGGAGGAGGAGAGGAUCAUGCUGCAGGACGCCACGGCGCUGCUGGAAGGAGGCGGCUCCCUGACGCCUCACCCCAACACCAAGGCUACAGCUCUGCACGUCGCCGCAGCCAAAGGUUACAUCGAAGUCCUCAAGGUACUGCUACAGUGCAGGGUAGAUGUGGACUGUAGGGACAUAGACGGGUGGACGCCUCUGCAUGCAGCAGCUCACUGGGGACAGGAGGAGGUGUGCACCCUGCUCGUUGACCACAUGUGCGAUAUGGCCGCCGUCAACAACGUGGGUCAAACGCCUCUUGAUGUUGCAGACGAGAACCUCGUGGACACCCUGGAGGAGCUGCAGAAGAAACAGAACGCUUUACGCAGCGAGAAACAGAAACAGAAUCCUGUUAUUGAGACUAAUCAACCUAUCUCCAUGGUACCAGUCCGCACUCGCAGGACCUCUAUCUCCCGCAUGAGCAGCAGGGACAAGAUAUGCCUUCAUGAGCGGGAGAAGCACCCGCCUCCCGCCUUGCCGAGCAGUCCGGCCGAGGACGAGGAGGAGGAAGGCCAAACGGGGCAGAGCCAGGCGAAAGCCUCCAGCAGCUCCAGCUCAGAGGAGGAGAGCGAGUCUGAGAGUGACACGGAGUCAGAGAAAGCAAAAAACAGAGAAAUCAUAAACAACUUGAACAACAAACGAAAUACCACCAGUGCGCUUUCUACCUCCAUGUCAGCGACUACCACUGCAGGCCAGCUAAAGAAGGAACCAAGCAAGCCUCCAGCCACAGAGUCCCCCGGCUCAUGGAGAACGUCCCUGAGGAAAGCGGGCAGCUCUGUGACUCUGGGCUCAGCUGGGCUCUCGGACUCCGUCCAGGACCCGAGCAGAGUCACAGAGUCUGGACUCGGAAUGAGCCGCUCCGCCUCCAGCCCCCGCCUUAGCUCUGACGCUGACACCAAGGAGCCAAGGCUCGCUCGAGUGCCGCCAACUCCGACACGGAGACUAUUCAGUAUUCCAGAUAACAGCUCUGACAGCUUCAACAGUUGGCUAAGCCGUAGCUCGUCGUACACUCGACGACUUCAUAGUCAAUUAGGGAAUGAGUUCACUAGCUCCACACCAUCUUUGCUGCACAGCUCGUCUUAUGUAAAGAGACUGGAUGACGCCAACGUGACCUCAUCGAGUACAGGAACAAGCUCUGCUGUUCUCAGCCGCCUUAAUAGUCUUUUAGCUCAGAGAACUCCUCAGGAACAGACGGAAAAGAAGGAACCACCGUCCACCAUCACCUCAAUUUCUCAAGGCACGACGACAAGCGAACAGGAGAGCAAACAGAGGCGCAAGUCGUAUCUGACACCUGUACGAGACGAGGAAGCGGAAGCGCAGAGAAAAGCCCGCUCCCGGCAUGCGCGGCAAUCCCGGCGCUCCACCCAGGGAGUUACGCUAACAGAUUUGCAGGAGGCAGAGAAGACAAUUAAAACCAUGAAGACUGACAACAAAGGAAGAGAAAAGAAUGAGGAAGAAGAGAAAGAGAAGGAAGCCAAACAAAAGAAGGCAGAUGAAGGGGAAGUGAGCUGGAGAUCUCGUAUUGCCAGCCUGCAGAAGUCGGACCUGCUCGGUCUCACUCAGCCUGCAGGCUCAGCUCGUCCUCCGGCGUCUGAAAGAAAAGAUGUUGAGUCCAUCACAGGAGAGAGCGAUACAGAAAAAUGGGCCAGAGAGCGCAGAGAGAGGAGGCAGGCCCGAGCCAGGAGGAAGGCACAGAGAACCGGGGAGGGUGAAGACAUUGAGCCCAGUGGAGAGGAGGAGUUCUCAGGGAGUGGGCUGGAUCCACAGAAAGACAAAGACAUGAGUUCAAGGUUGGACACCUCGUAUAGCAACCGCACCCAGAGAGAAGGAUCGGAAAGCAAAGAUUUUAAAAAGCUAUUUGAGGAGGUUUCCAGAGAAAACAGCCAGCUCCAAGCUCAACUGCAGGACACACAGAGGAUCAUUAGUCAGACCAGGGUGGAGCUGGAGAAGGCAACGCAGAGACAAGAACGCUUCACUGACUGUUCAGCACUACUGGACCUAGAGAGAAAGGACCGGAGGAUGUUGGAGCAGCGCAUGGCAGAGCUGGAGGAGGAGCUAAAGGUUUUGGUUGACUUGAGAGCAGACAACCAGCGUCUUAAAGAUGAAAAUGGAGCACUGAUCCGCGUCAUCAGCAAACUCUCCAAAUAGACUGAGAGAGAUGACCACCAGGGAACUCUUCCCCUCCUCACUCCUUUCAUCCAUCCCACAGCUUUCAUACAUUCCUUUCCUCUCAGUGCCAAAUGGUGAGGGGGGGAGAGAAGCAAUGGAAAGUUCUACGCACAUGAGCACUGCAGCUUCACUUGGAUUGUGAUGCCUCUUCAUGAACAGCUGGAGUGUCUUUUGAGUGCCUUAUUGCUCAGUUGCCACAGGAGGGACCUGUGCACGCGCUUUCCCAUCAUGUCGACGUACUGUGACUAUUCGUCAGGGAACCUGCACACACACCGUCCUACUGAGUGCGUCCUUCCUUCCUUCCUUCCCACGAUACACGUUCCACUGAGCACACCUGGCUUGGUUCUUAAAGCAUCCACUUUGUAUGUAUUCUUUUGUGAACACAUUUCACGUCACAAGUUGAGAAAGUUUCCCCUCACCAGGUCCAAGUGUUUUGGUGUUUUCUUCUUCUGUCACUUAUCUCCAGGGCACGUCUUAGGCUCUACAUUUUGGUAUUAAACCAUGCCAUGAAGGCGAGGGGCGUCGGUGAAGCUCUGUUGGGUUGUUUUGCUGCCACAUGCAAGUGUUUGAACCCACCUACCUCUCUCCACUUAUGCACUUCCUUACAUCUUUUUGUUUUAUUUCUGUAAUCACAGACAUACUCCAUGCUCUUAAAGGUGAACCAGGUCAGUGGACCACAGCACUUUACUCUCUGCAAAGCAAUAAGAAUAAAUAAAUCUGUGACCUUUUGCCCGGUCCUUUAGAAAGACGAUUUUAAACCACAGCAGCCAUCCUCACUGAGGAUGCAGCCUGAGAAUAUUCAAGUUCAAAGGUUGCACAGUUGCUGAAAUGACUAAUUUAUCCAGAUCUGUUAUGCUACGAAUGGUUUUUAAUUGUUACCAUUGAUAUUAUUUUCUCUUUUUUUUCAUUUUCACUUCCUCUUUUACUAAGAAGCAUGGUUAUGUAUGUAAAUGUAAGUCUAUAAUGUUACCCUUUGAAGUACAAUUUCAUGUAGCCUUGCUUCACAUCUUGGUUUUCUAAUAUGGAUCUCUGCACCAUAAUAAAAAAAACAUGUUUUUCAAA
Messenger RNA from Poeciliopsis prolifica (blackstripe livebearer), 3915 nucleotides. RefSeq names its product protein phosphatase 1 regulatory subunit 12A. Bases 103 to 2832 code for a protein of 909 amino acids. Gene Ontology annotation, molecular function: enzyme inhibitor activity; phosphatase regulator activity; protein kinase binding. Gene Ontology annotation, biological process: signal transduction. The transcript has 24 exons. The record is from RefSeq and is a predicted model, not a curated record. Gene Ontology annotation, cellular component: A band; cytoplasm; Z disc. Lineage: Eukaryota; Metazoa; Chordata; Actinopteri; Cyprinodontiformes; Poeciliidae.